AUGGGCUGGUACCAGAUCUGGCGCGGCGCCCGCAGCCUCUCGGUGGUGGCGGUGCUGGACGGGGACCCAUGGUGGCCUUGCCGUUCGAGGGUCGUUCAUCCUGCGCAGCCACGGCCGUCGACCAGGAUGUGGGGAGGGCGGGAGGCACAGCAACAGCCAGCGGCGGCGCCCCCUGCGAAACAAGUGGUGCACCGGCGGCCUUGUCCUGGUGAAGCUCCAGACUCGGCCUCGCUCGGAGCAGCGGUCGAGGUCGAGGAUGUGGAUGCGGCGCGCGCCCUCGACGGCGCCGGCAGCGAUGUCGUGCACACCGGGCCCUGGCGUCCGUCCCGUGGCCUCACUGCUGCCGACGCAACCCGAGAGGCCCGCCUCGCGUCCUCCGUCGCCGCGGCGCUCGGCCGACGCGCCGUCCCCGACGGGGACACCGCACUCCAGCUCGCGGUCCGGCUCCAGCUCCCCUCCAUGGCCUCUGUGCUCGCCGCCGCGGGGGCGGACCCCACCCUGCAAAACCACGCCGGGUGGACCCCCCGCUCCAGGAGGCGCUCUGCCUCGGGUGUAGAGACCAACGCGGGCGGCCGCGGACGGCCCCCGGGCUCGCUGCUCGUGCUCCACCGCCACAUCCGACGCGUCCGCCUACCGGCCGGGCCGACGUCGUCCUCAUCCAACACGGAUACGUCGCUGCUACGGCGCGGGACACCACCUCCACCUUCUCUCGCCAUCCUCGGCGCCGUCGACCAUGUCGUCAUCGGGCCGGAGUCGCUCGAUGCGUCCAUCCCACCAAGCCGCCGAACCCGCCGCAUCGAGCGAGGAUGCCUCGCCACAGCCACCACGAGCCGCCCCCCGCUCGCCUGCUGCUGCGGAUGCGGCUGCGCGGCGCUGUGCUACUACCCUACAUUCAUCUCGGCCCCGCCCAGCUCCACCGCGUCCGACCACCUCCUCCUCAGCUCCCUGGCGCCCGCCCAGCCUCCGCCACAGCCACAGCCCCCAGGCCCAGCCGGCGCCGGCACACCGCCGUCGCCUCCUCCUCCCGCCACACACCAUGCCAUGAACCCCUAUCCGUAUCCAUACCCCUACCAGCAUCAAUACCAGUACCAGUACCAGCAGCAUGAGGACAAAACCCACCUAAACCCACCCUCCGGCGCCGCCGCAGCCUAA
Messenger RNA from Panicum virgatum (switchgrass), 1152 nucleotides. Its product is annotated as WAS/WASL-interacting protein family member 2-like. The coding region runs from base 1 to 1152 and encodes 383 amino acids. Gene Ontology annotation, molecular function: protein binding. The transcript is spliced from 2 exons. NCBI's taxonomy places the organism in Eukaryota, Viridiplantae, Streptophyta, Magnoliopsida, Poales, Poaceae. The record is from RefSeq and is a predicted model, not a curated record.